Molecule: messenger RNA, 702 nt
Organism: Arvicola amphibius (Eurasian water vole)
Lineage: Eukaryota; Metazoa; Chordata; Mammalia; Rodentia; Cricetidae
Product: succinate--CoA ligase [ADP/GDP-forming] subunit alpha, mitochondrial-like
Exons: 2
Coding region: 1-702 (233 amino acids)
Biological process (GO): tricarboxylic acid cycle
Cellular component (GO): mitochondrion; succinate-CoA ligase complex (ADP-forming)
Molecular function (GO): succinate-CoA ligase (GDP-forming) activity; succinate-CoA ligase (ADP-forming) activity
Source: RefSeq, a predicted model, not a curated record
AUGGGCACCUUUCAUAGCCAGCAGGCCUUGGAUUAUGGCACCAAACUCGUGGGAGGAACCACGCCAGGGAAGGGUGGCAAGACACACCUGGGCUUGCCCGUCUUUAAUACUGUGAAGGAAGCCAAAGAGAAAACAGGAGCGACAGCUUCUGUUAUUUAUGUGCCUCCUCCUUUUGCUGCUGCUGCCAUCGAUGAAGCAAUUGAUUCAGAGAUUCCCUUGGUUGUGUGCAUCACUGAAGGCAUCCCGCAGCAGGAUAUGGUACGGGGCAGGCACAAACUGACACACCAGGGAACAACGAGGCUGAUUGGGCCAAACUGCCCUGGAGUCAUCAAUCCCGGAGAAUGCAAAAUUGGCAUCAUGCCUGGCCAUAUUCACAAGAAAGGAAAGAUAGGUAUUGUGUCCAGAUCUGGCACACUGACUUACGAAGCAGUUCACCAAACGACCCAAGUUGGCCUGGGGCAGUCUUUGUGCAUUGGCAUUGGAGGUGACCCCUUUAAUGGGACAGUAAACAGGCAGCUCCAGGACCAAGGCUUGGUAGCCACUGACAGGAGAACGAUGCCACAGCAGUGCCAGGAGUAUCAGCAAAUGCAACAACAAGGGCUGGAGCUGAGACAAGCUGGAGCACAGACCCUACUAGGCUGCCUGAGAACGCAGCAGUGGGGCAAGGAGAAGGCAAUGGCAGUUCCAGGCUCUGCACGCUGA